Messenger RNA from Ahaetulla prasina, 1185 nucleotides. It is a transcript of the gene AIF1, whose product is annotated as allograft inflammatory factor 1. Gene Ontology annotation, cellular component: ruffle membrane; actin filament. Gene Ontology annotation, biological process: actin filament bundle assembly; ruffle assembly. The transcript has 6 exons. Lineage: Eukaryota; Metazoa; Chordata; Lepidosauria; Squamata; Colubridae. Bases 134 to 628 code for a protein of 164 amino acids. Gene Ontology annotation, molecular function: actin filament binding; calcium ion binding. The record is from RefSeq and is a predicted model, not a curated record.
CUCUGAGCAUAAAAAAGGAAGUGGCCGCUUCAUAUAUACAUGCGUGUGCACCGCGCUGUCUAUAUGAAAAGGACGCUUGAGUAAGGGGGAACGUGGGGAGUGGCGUGGCAGCGCUGAGCAGAGCCCUCUGUGAAUGUGUGUGUCGGAAUCCGGAGGAACCCCUUGGAAGACCAGGCAAAGGCGCACAAGCGAGCCGAUGAAUCCACAAGGAGGAAAAGCCUAUGGGGCGUUGAAGGUUCAGCAGGAAGAAUUGUUAGAUUCCCUCAACAAGGAAUUCUUGGAGAGCCCCAAAUACAGCACAGAUGAAGACCUUGCUGAAAAACUAGAGCUAUUUAAAAAGAAGUACAUGGAAUUCGAUCUCAAUGCACAAGGUGAUAUAGAUAUCAUGGCUCUGAAGCGGAUGUUAGAAAAGUUGGGUGCAGCCAAAACCCACCUAGAAUUGAAAAAAAUGAUCACUGAAGUCACAGGAGGGAUGAGUGAAACCAUCAAUUACCGUGACUUUGUCUCAAUGAUGCUGGGAAAGCGAUCCGCUAUCCUUAAAAUAAUUCUGAUGUAUGAAAAAAUGAAAGAGAAGGAAGACCUUCCAACUGGGCCUGCUCCAAAGAAAACAGUGGCAGACCUUCCUUAACCAUCCCCAAGAAUAGAAGAAAGGAGAAUCAUAUAGUCCCUCUCUCUCUCUCCCUCCCUCCCUCCCUCCCUCCCUCUCACACACAUAGACACACACACAAACUAUUCAGGUAGUCUUCAACUUACAACUGUUCAUUUAAUGACCGUAAGAAGUUACAAUGGCACUGAAAAAAAGUGUCUUAUGAUCGUCUUUCACACUUAACGACCGUUGCAGCAUCCCCAUGGUCACGUGAUCAAAAUUCACAUGCUUGGCCACUGACCCAUAGUUACGACGGUUGCGAUCUCCUUUUGCGAACAUCCGACAAGCAAAGCCAAGGGGGAAGGCGGACUGACUUAACAACCAUGUUAACUGUCUUAACUGCAGUGAUUCACUUAACAACGGUGGCAAGGAAGGUGGUAAAAAUGGGGCUAAAAUCACUUAACAAAUGUCUCGCUUAGCCACAGAAAUGUUGGAUUCGGUCGUGGUCAUUAAGCUAAAGACUACCUGUUCCAGCACAGGGCUGGAGGAGGGAGGUAAAGGCAACAAUUGCACAUUUUAAAAAUAAAUAAUGUCUCUAA